AUGAUUAUAACUCCAAAGUUAAAUGUUAGAGGUAAAUUGCAAACUAAUGCAAGCAAUGGCAAUACAAAAGUCUACAUAAAUCUCCGUGAAAUCACAACAAAUGAGUUAAGAUUUCUUAAGUUGACAAAGGUACCAUGCUCUAAGAAUACACAGAUUUGGUUGAAUGAUGAUGGAUCUUAUGAGGAAGAAGGUCAAAACAACAUAAAAGGAAACAUAUGGGGGAAGACAUCUACUCGGUUCUUUUGUUCAUUAUUAUCUUUGCCUGUUCCAUCUGCAAAUCCAGUUUUGCCAAAAGAAGAUCAUUUGGACCAUGGAAAACCUUGUAAAGUUCUACUUAUUGGAUUAGAGGGAUCUGGGACAAGCACAAUCUUCAAGCAGGUCAAGUUUAUGUAUGAUAAAAGGUUCACCUCUGAAGAGUUGCAUAACAUUAAGCUUAUGAUCCAAAGUAACAUGUACAGAUACUUAAGUGUUAUCCUUGAAGGGCGAGAGCGAUUUGAAGAAGAGGCGUUGUCAAAACAACAAAAAGCAACAACUGAAAAUUCUGGUGGAAUAAGUUGGAGAAGAAGUGAGUCGUCGUCGUCAUCAUCAUGUGUUUAUUCCAUAAACCCGAGGUUGAAACAUUACUCUGACUGGUUACUUGGUAUAAUGGCAAAGAGGGAUAUGGAUAUGUUCUUCCUUGCAGCUACACGUGAAUAUGCUCCAGUUAUUGAUGAAAUCUGGAAGGAUAAAGCUAUUCAGGAAACAUAUAAGAGAAGACACGAGCUUCGUAACCUUCCAGAUGUUGCUAAAUACUUCUUGAAUCGCGCUGUUGAAAUAUCGAACAAUGAAUAUGAACCUUCAGAGAUGGACAUGUUUUAUGCGGAAGGAGUCACUCCCAGCCACGGGCUUUCCUCUUUUGAAUUCUCAUUUGAUGACAAAAACAUUGAAAGGUAACACAAUUACUAAGUCUAACAACCGCUCCUCAAGGGUUUUUGUUUCAUAAAAUCUUUAAUAGUUUUACUGCCUAGGUAUCAGUUAAUUCGCCUACACUCUAAAGGACUAGUAACAAAGGGCUGCAAACGGUUACAAAUGUUGGAAGAUGUUGGAAUUAUUGUCUUUUGCGUUUCCCUCAGCGAUUACGAAUACGAAGAUGACGAUUCGGGUUGUCUCCAAAAUAAAAUGAUGGCUAGCCGAGACUUGUUCAUCAGUCUGGUAAAACAGUCUUGUUUCGCCAACACUCCCUUCGUGGUGUUGCUGAACAAAUACGACGUUUUCGAGGAGAAAGUUAACAGGAUUCCUAUAACAGUUUGCGAGUGGUUCAAGGAUUUCAACCCUUUGAAGUCGGGUAACAAAAAUAAUUGUAAUAUUCAGACAGCAAAUCAAGCUUAUUAUCACGUUGCUGUGAAAUUCAAGAAGCUGUUUAGUUAUCUGAGUGGCGGUGGGAAGCUUUUCGUUUGGAGGUGUCGAGGUCGCGAGAGUAAAUCGGUUGACGAGGCGUUUAUGUUUGUAAGGGAAGUCGUGAAAUGGGAUCAAGACAAGAUUAGAUUAGAUUAG
This is a messenger RNA of Impatiens glandulifera, 1533 nucleotides long. RefSeq names its product extra-large guanine nucleotide-binding protein 3-like. The record is from RefSeq and is a predicted model, not a curated record. Gene Ontology annotation, biological process: adenylate cyclase-modulating G protein-coupled receptor signaling pathway. Lineage: Eukaryota; Viridiplantae; Streptophyta; Magnoliopsida; Ericales; Balsaminaceae. The transcript has 6 exons. Gene Ontology annotation, molecular function: GTPase activity; guanyl nucleotide binding; G-protein beta/gamma-subunit complex binding. Gene Ontology annotation, cellular component: heterotrimeric G-protein complex.